Trematomus bernacchii (emerald rockcod) is the source of this 1874-nucleotide messenger RNA. It is a transcript of the gene top6bl, whose product is annotated as DUF4554 domain-containing protein. The record is from RefSeq and is a predicted model, not a curated record. The transcript has 14 exons. Gene Ontology annotation, biological process: meiotic DNA double-strand break formation. Bases 1 to 1380 code for a protein of 459 amino acids. Lineage: Eukaryota; Metazoa; Chordata; Actinopteri; Perciformes; Nototheniidae.
AUGCUCAGAGAGAUACAGCAGGUGCUGCGGUUUUUCACGCUUUUUGGAAAGAAACGGCAUCAAGAUGGUUUGGACGCGAAAGGAGGGCUUUUAGUACUUCUAUGGACGGACACAGGAGAUUCAUUUCAAAGUCUAAACUGUACUGUUGCAGCAGCUGGUUACUGGUGCAAAGGGAUUAGCAAGGAACUCCAACCUGCUUUGAAGGAGAGCAUGUUUUCCCGUGCGUGUCCUCCACCUGACCCUGAUGAGCUGUGUGCCUUCACUGAACUAUACGGUCCAAUCAGAUUGCUUCUGUCUUUUCAGAUGAACGAUGCAACACUUUUCCGUCCAGAGUUGUGUGCUCGUAUAGAAGCGUUUCUACACACGUACAGUUUGGCUAACCUAAGGAUUAAAACCCACUUCAAGUUCAAAUUCAGCCAGCAGACCUUCCAGCGAGACUUUAGCUACGACAACAGAGCGAAAAUCAAGAAUGCAGCAAUAGGAAACCAAUGGUCACUGUAUCUGGAUGUCACCUGUAAAACACAGCCUCCAGAGUGUGUGAAGAAAGGAUGCUGGUGUCAUGGAGGACACCCUCUCCUCGGACGCUGGUUGCCCCUCAGUGUCCCCCCUGAAGCCAUGGACCAGGGCCUGUUUGGGGAGCUCAGCAUGCAGCCCGUCACACUGCUGAGCCCCUGUGUACUGCAGUACCCUAAUCUGGCAACACAACUCACACACAUCCAAAUAUCCUUUGCUGUGUUGGUGUACGGCCCCAGUAAUGUUCCCCUCACAGGGCCCUCCAUCUUCUUCCAGAACCUCCCUGCUAAUCUGGACUGUCAGGACCUGGGGCUGUGCGGCAUUCACUGCUCCUCCGUUAAAGACAGCGAUGGCACCGUGUACACAGUAGAGCAGGAGCAGGAGGAUCUGGAGCAGGAAAGUGUCUCCUCGAUACAGCAGAGUCUCCUGCUCUACGUCUUCCUGCAGCACGGGGACCCCUUCGCCUCCGAGCUCUCUGAUAUGAUGGCCACAGAGGUGCUGAUACAGCGCCACCUGGAGGAUAUUCUGAACAACAACAGGCAGGCCGUCACAAGAGCCCUACAGACUGAGCUGAAGGACGCACUGAAAGCCCAAAAUCUAAGAAAACAGAGCCAACAGAGGAUGCGUUCAGCAGCAAAGGUGAUUCUCAGUUCCUCCAUCAGUAUCGUGAGCUCCAGCUCUAACAUGGACUUCAGAAACGCCUGUCUCAACAGCAUGAAGGUGAGGGACACUCACUACCUGAGCGCCUCCCUCCAUGAAUCCUUGAGGAGGGUGACAUCGUGGAAAUUCGCUCCUAGGUGCAGGUGCCCCUCAGCUCAGGUAGAAGAAGAAUCUGAGGGGGAGGAUCCCACCGGAAGAGAAAUCUGAGUUGAAGGGUUUGAAAGGAGUUCACAUGGAAAUUAUUAUUUCUGCAGUUCAAUGUGUGCCAGUAGGGCUUUUGUUAAUGUAGUGGUGAUAGAAAUAGAAAUUAACUUUUUACUAAAAAACAAAAUGUAUCCUUUCUUAUCAUAGUUUGUGUUUUACAUCAGAUCUUUUUUUAUAAACACUUUUGAAAAAACUAAACAUUUCAAGCUGAGAUUUACACUGAACUGAAAUUGUGAUCUGAGAUGAUGUUUUUGAAUUUUUGUAUAUGUACCCCUCAACAAACAAUGUAAUGUUACUUCUACUCAACUUUAUAUCAAAGGGAAAUAUUUUACAUUUUAAAAAUGUAAAGAUAACUUUAGUAACUUUACAAAUUCAGUUGUACUUCAAUGUGUACAUUUGUAUUGAGACUGUAAGGUUGCUUAAUAUAGUACUGUACUUCACGCUAUUGUUUAUGAGUUUAAAACAAGUUAAGCUAGAUAAACAAGACUGGUUACUCA